CCCGUCCGACUUCAAUCCCCACCUCAUUCCUCUCCUCAUGUCUCGCCACCGGCGCCGCGCCGCCGCCGCCUCGUCUCCUCCUCCUCGUCCGCCUCAACGCGCCUCGACCUACUUCUUCCACCGCAUGCUCGUACGGCUGCGGCAGUAAGGGACGACGUUGUGUUUGCACGGUCUCUCAAAUCGCUGGAUCUUGGGGUGCGGAGCCCUUUUUCGCCAUCCAUGGAAGUUUCUUCGCCAGAAACCUGCGGUUCAGGGCGACGGCGAUGACGGCGGCUGCUGCCGUGCGAACCGCCGCGCCUAAUUCUGCCGAAAGUGGGGAGCAGAGCAGCAUUUCCAGCUGUGAGGUAGAGCAGCGUGUCUCUUCUCAACUUCUCUUGGGCUGGAAGGCUGCUCCUAAAUAGCAGCGCUCUCUGAUGAUCCGAUCAUUUUGUGGUGGAUCUUGUCACAGAUGGUCAUGACAUGCCAGGGCAGUUCCAAGAGGUGGACAGUUCAUUACCUGAACUAGGUGGAUGAAAUUUGCCUGCACUACUCCCUGAGGUGUUGAGUUCAUGCUUAUCUUGAACCCUACGUGGCCCAGAUUAGCACUGAACACGUUUUUGGAGCGGAAGAAGUGAAGCAUCUAUUGAUGAUUAUAAUGCAUGUGUGGUGGAUCAUGCUGCAGUCAGCACACAUACCAGCACAGCAACAGUGCUGCACGGCAAUUGAGGCGAAGGUGCAGCUGUCAUAAGUUGAGAAGCAAAUUGACAGGCUGUUUGAAGGUUGAUGAAACAAGACAGCGAUGCUCCACGAGGUGUUGACUGUUGAGUUCAUGCUUAUCUAGAUGUCGUCUGGAUCUAUCAUGACUGAGCGUGUUUCUGUAGGUGGAUGAAACUUGCCGGUGGUACAACAUGAGGUGUCGAGUUCAUGUUUAUCUUGAAGCUGCCUGGCCCAUAUUAGCAUUGAACACGUUUUUGGAGAUAUCAGAGACAUACCAGGAAAGCAACAGUGCUGCAUGGCAAUUGAGGCGAAGGUGCAGCUGACAUCAGUUGAGAACCAAAUUGACAGGCUGUUGGAAGGUUGAUGAAACAGGACAACGAUGCUCCAUAAGGUGUUUGAGUUCAUGCUUAUCUAGAUGUUACCUGGACUGGGCAUGUUUCUGUAGGUUGAUGAAACAAGACAGCGAUGCUCCACGAGGUGUUGAGUUCAUGCUUAUCUAGAUGUUACCUGGACUGAGUGUGCUUCUGUAGGUGGAUAAAACUUGUCAGUCGUACUCCGUGAGGUUCAUGCUUAUCUUGAAGCUGACUGGCCCAUAUUAGCAUUGAACACGUUUUUGGAGGUAGCAGAGACAUACCAGCACAGCAACAGUGCUUCACGGCAAUUGGGGCGAAGGUGCAACUAUCGGAACCAAAUUGACAGGCUGUUGGAAGGUUGAUGAAACAAGACAGCGAUGCUCCACGAGGUGCUGAGUUCAUGCUCAUCUAGAUGUUACCUGGAACGUAUCAUGUCCGAGAGUGUUUCUGUAGGUUUAUGAAACAAGACAGCAAUGCUCCACGAGGUGUUGAGUUCAUGCUCAUCUAGAUGUUGCCUGGACAGUAUCAUGACUGAGCGUGUUUCUGUAGGUAAAGUCAGCUCUUCCCCCUCUCUUAACAACUUCUUUUUUCAAUAAAGCUCUUAGCAUAUUAGGUGCACUAGCCAUAUGGGAUGUAAUCUGAUGCAUCCUAUGCUUCCAUGAACCUUGCUCCCUCGUGCAUUCUAUUUCUUUUUCUUGAAUAACCAAAACAUGACAAAUAGGCAAUACUAAUUACAUACAUACAUGUAUCUCAUUAUCAUAUUAUUAUGAAGUACUACUCAUGGGGUUGUAACAGUUGUUGGAGCUCAGCGAUAGAGCGCUAAUUUAUCCAAUCAAACUUGUUAUAUAUUCUCUUCUCAGAGAAAAUAGGAUGCAGUCAGAGUCCAUGUCAAGAUCCCAUGUUAUUACUUUCUACAUUACUGCACCUAGAUUCAUGGCCUUCUAUAGUUCCCAAGAUCCGAUGAGCUCGUGCUCCUGUUAUGUUUUCCAGUACUCCCUUCGAUCCAUAUUAAUUGUCGCUGAUUUAGUACACUAUGAGCUCAGAGCUCGUGCCCCUAUUAUGUUUUCCAAUACUCUUUUCGAUCCAUAUUAAUUGUCGUUAAUUUAGUAUUAAGUUGUACUAAAUCAGCAACAAUUGAUAUGGAUCGGAGGGAGUAGUAAAAUAUGACAUUUAUGAAAUAGCUCUCAUAAGAAAUGUUACUCUAGUUUGAUUCUAGACUAUUAGUUUAGCCAUCAACUAAAGAUUUGAAGCGUCUAUUAAGAAUUAUAGCGCAUGUGUGGUGGACCAUGAUGCAAUUAGCAGACAUGCCAAGAAGACAACAGUGCUGCUGCACGAGGGUUGAGGUGCGGGUGCAACCAUCACACGUUGACAACCAAAUUGCCAGAAGGUAUUUUGCCAAUCUGGAUGAUGAGACGAACCACUCGUGCGAAUACUUUGACAUCUAUAGGCGAGACAUGUACACGCACUCGAUCUCACUCAUUGAUGUCAGUUGCACUAACCAAAAUAAGAGAGCUCCAGUUUCGCGCGGAUGAUUAAGCCGCAGCGGAGAACUUGCUCCAUUAUCAAUUCCUUGUGGCUCUCGACUAUAAAUAGAGCGGGGUACAAAGGGUUGAGCACCAACAAAACACAUCUGCUCUUCACUUUCUCUUCCAUCAUUACAAUCAGAAAUAGCAGAUCAUCAGUUGAGUUCAUCCAUUAGAAACAUGGCCUGCCAUCAAAGAUCUGCGAGUCUGCCUUCCAUCCCCCACUCCACCGAAUCCAAAGUGGAGGUGGAGCUGCAGGGCCUGCAGACACGCAUCUCCAUGCCUUCCGCGACCAUCGACACGAUGUGCGGCGGUCUGAGCAGGCUCGGAGACAUCUACAGCUCCAUAGAAGAGAUCAUGAGCCUGCCCAGCAACCAAAUCGGCCUCUCCCUGCCCCUGCAGAGGAAGAUGGUCGAGGAAGAGCUUGACAGAUCACUUGCCCUGGUGGAUCUUUGCAAUGCCAUGCAGGAGAGCCUGGCAGAGCUGAAGAUGAGCAUCCAGGACUUGCGGCUCGCCCUCAAGAGGGGAGAUGGCGUGGCUGUUCAGCUCAAGAUCGAGUCUUUUGUUCGCCUGGCGAAGAAGGCGCAGAAGCCUUUCAAGAAGAUCACAAGCGGCAAGGCUACCGCCGAAGGCUGCGGGGCGGUCAGGCUAUUGGCAGAAGCAAGAGACAUGGCGGUCUCUCUGCUUGAAUCCGCGCCGCGCCUCCUGCUGAAGCAAAUUGGGGUUGCCAAUGGAAGCAGAUGGUCUCUGGUCUCACAGAAGUUCCAGAAGAAGAGGGUUGUCUGCGAGGCGGCGCAGCUGCAAGCGCUGGAGCGCAGUGUAGCGGAUCUCGAGAACGGUGUUGAGUCCCUGUUCAGGAGGUUGAUUCCGAGCAGGGUUUCACUCCUGAACAUCCUUAGCUCCUAGAUGCUUCUCAACCCUCAAGCCUUGUUACUCCACACAUCUUUUGUACAUUAUACCAAACAUACAUAAUCGAAUGAUGAUUACACAGUUU
Triticum dicoccoides is the source of this 3566-nucleotide messenger RNA. RefSeq lists its product as uncharacterized. Bases 2753 to 3478 code for a protein of 241 amino acids. Gene Ontology annotation, biological process: shoot system development; root development. The transcript is spliced from 13 exons. The record is from RefSeq and is a predicted model, not a curated record. NCBI's taxonomy places the organism in Eukaryota, Viridiplantae, Streptophyta, Magnoliopsida, Poales, Poaceae.